AUGGCGCGCCGGCGCAACGGCGGUGCAGCUGCUGGUACCGGGUCUGGCUCGUCUUCGGGUCAACAUCAUCCGGUAUCUUCCAGCAGUUCCGGAUUUGGCUUUUCCGGUCUGCGUCGUGAACUACAUUUACACAAUUUAUUCCGACGGUCCACAGCUGCAGCGGCCGCCGCCGCAGCUACCACUAACACCACCAACAACAAUACGUCAUCGACGACAACUUCUUCAAAUUCAUCUAAUCCUAGUGCUAGUUCUAAUCAUUUAUCAACGGCCACUACUAGUGUCAGUCCUACCCCUGUUGCUCUAACCGGCCCACAGUCUGCGUCGUCUCCAUCGUUAGAUUCUGUUAAGCAUAUGAAGCCCGGUGGUUCAGUUUCAAACACCUCUAAAUCAUCGGCUUCUGUGUUAUUUUCAAUUGACGAUUCGUGUGUGGGAAACGCACCCGCAGGCAUGGGCUGUUCCCGAUCCACGAGCUGCUCAAGCAGUAGUUCUGUCACGCAUAGCUUGCGAGUUCAUCCGUUGUUCAGCUCGGAGCAGCAUCACCACUCGUCGUCAGCCUCGCCGAUUGGAGCCGGUCAUCUAGUGCCGUCGCAGCAUCAGCAAAUGCUUCAACAGCAGCCGCAUAUGGUUCAUGCACGGCGUGAAUCAUUCUUGUAUCGACCGACUGCUGAUGAUCGUGAGGUUCUACGACCCGUCAGUCGAGCAAGCUCUAUAGCAUCGAAUGAUCAUGGACAUGGUGACGAUCUGAUUGUGACACCAUUCGCUCAACUAUUGGCCAGUCUUCGUAAUGUUCGCGCCAAUCUCAUCUCCAUCAGCAACAUUCCGAAUGCUGAUGAGGGUCGACAUGCUUCACGUACAUCAAAGAGGCCGCCAUUACACAAUACUCCUUUACCCGAUAAUGUCGUGACUUGUGCUCAAGAAACUUUAGAAGAAUUAGAUUGGUGCCUGGAUCAAUUGGAAACUAUUCAAACACAUCGUUCUGUCUCGGAAAUGGCUUCAAGCAAGUUCCGAAAAAUGCUCAAUAAAGAACUCAGUCACUUUGCUGAAUCAUCUAAAUCGGGUACACAGGUUUCCAAAUUCCUCAUUACAACUUAUAUGGAUAAGGAUGAAGAUGAUGGUACUGUAGAGAUUGAAGUACCUGGAGAGGUAAAUGGUCCAUCCACAUCAUCUCCUCAGUUGCCGAUGGGUCUUCUGAAGAAGGCUCAGACAGCGGCCAUGAACCGAAUCUCGGGUGUCAGGAAGCUUCGAGCUCAUUCGCACGAGGGUAACUUACCUGAAUAUGGAGUGACAUGUGCCAAGGAGAUAGCUGUUUAUAUGCAACGUAUUAACGAUUGGGGUCCAGAUGUUUUCAAAAUAGAUGAAUUAUCUAAGAAUCAUGCUUUAACUACAGUUACAUACACAUUAUUCAAAGAACGUGGCUUAAUUAAAGCCUUUGAAAUUCCAUCUUCAACACUUGUAACUUAUCUUCUUAAUUUGGAGCAUCAUUAUCGUAGUAAUCCUUAUCACAAUCACAUUCAUGCAGCUGAUGUAGCUCAAUCUAUGCAUGUCCUCUUAACAUCCCCAGUGUUAACGGAAGUUUUCUCUGAUUUGGAAGUAAUGGCUGCCAUCUUUGCUGGAGCGAUACACGAUGUUGAUCAUCCAGGGUUCACCAAUCAAUAUCUUAUUAAUUCAAAUAAUGAAUUGGCAAUUAUGUACAAUGAUGAAAGUGUUCUUGAACAACAUCAUCUGGCUGUAGCUUUUAAGCUUUUACAAGAUUCAAAUUGUGAUUUCUUGACAAGUUUAAGUCGAAAACAACGUCUUCAAUUCCGUAAAAUCGUAAUUGAUAUGGUAUUGGCAACCGAUAUGUCAAAGCACAUGUCUCUAUUGGCCGAUUUGAAGACAAUGGUUGAGGCCAAGAAAGUAGCUGGAAACAACGUGAUCGUUUUAGAUAAAUACAAUGACAAAAUUCAAGUCCUGCAGUCCAUGAUUCACUUGGCAGAUCUUUCGAAUCCCACUAAGCCCAUAGAUCUUUAUCGUCAAUGGAAUAUGCGAAUUUUGGAAGAAUAUUGGAGGCAAGGCGACAAAGAGAAAGAACAUGGUCUAGAAGUUUCUCCUAUGUGCGAUAGAGGAAAUGUAACAAUUGAAAAAUCACAAGUUGGCUUUAUUGAUUAUAUCGUUCAUCCACUCUAUGAAACCUGGGCUGAUCUUGUCUAUCCUGACGCUCAAAAUAUUUUGGAUCAAUUGGAAGAAAAUCGAGAAUGGUACCAAUCACGAAUUCCUGAAGAGCCGUUGACGGCUCGAGAUGCAUCCGAAGAGAACCAUACGGAGAAGAAAGAAGAAAUUCAUGCAACAGCAACGUCAUCAGCAUCUUAG
Auanema sp. JU1783 is the source of this 2349-nucleotide messenger RNA. The record is from the annotation of a GenBank genome assembly. NCBI's taxonomy places the organism in Eukaryota, Metazoa, Nematoda, Chromadorea, Rhabditida, Rhabditidae.